GAAAUAAAAUCGAAAGAUUCUCAAAUUGAUAAGAAAGAUAGCGAAAUAAAGUUAUUGCAAUCCAAGAGCAACUCACACUUGAAAACCUAAUUAAAGCGAACACUAUGCCCUCAAGCUGCCUGGGAAAAUUGACAGAUAUCUAUACGAUUAAGGUGCCCAACUUAGAGGCCUUCCUUGUGCCCUGUGACUCGAAAUUGGCCGACAACGGAUGGACUGUCAUUCAGCGUCGCGUGGAUGGAAGCGUGGAUUUCAAUCGCGACUGGGACCAAUACAAGGCCGGUUUCGGUGCUUUACAUGGAAGUUUCUUCAUAGGACUAGAGAAGUUACACCAUAUGACAGUAUCACAGCCCUACGAACUAUAUGUAUACCUUGAGGAUUUUGAGAAUAACACACGCUAUGCCAAAUAUAGUCACUUCCUAAUUGGCAGCGAGAAUGAGUCGUACAAGAUAAAUAAACUUGGAACUUAUUCUGGAAAUGCUGGUGAUUCCUUAAUUUAUCAUUUAAAUAUGAAAUUUUCAACACCAGACCGUGAUAAUGAUAAUUCGAAAGGAAACUGUGCAUCUUCUUUCAAAUCGGGUUGGUGGUAUUAUGAAUGUUAUAUGUGUAACCUAAAUGGGCAACAUGUUAACAAGUUUGUUGAGAAUCAGAAUCGUGGCAUUGAAUGGAGACAAUGGCAUACUAAUCCGCUGAGAUUUGUGCAAAUGAUGAUAAGGCCACAAUCCAAUUGAAUAAAAAAAUGAUUUAUUUUCGUUUUAUAGCAUGUCAUUUUAAAAGAAUAUGAUUUUAAAUUUGUACCAAUCUAAUUUGAUGACUUCUUAAACUUUUUAUUAUUUAUAUUUAUGUUUGUCAGAAUAUUACAUCUCUUCACUCCCUAACU
Molecule: messenger RNA, 877 nt
Organism: Drosophila montana
Lineage: Eukaryota; Metazoa; Arthropoda; Insecta; Diptera; Drosophilidae
Product: ficolin-1
Exons: 2
Coding region: 105-728 (207 amino acids)
Source: RefSeq, a predicted model, not a curated record